AUGGCCGAGAACGCGCGGGUCAUAUUUCACGUUUCUUCCGGCGAAGUUUGGGUGCACAGUAACGGGAAAACAGCGCGCGCAGUGGAUUCCAAUGGCCAAGCCGCCACUUGGCCGCCAGAUUCACUCUCCAACCUCAUCACUGGAAUCGUCGUAGAACCAACACUGGAAGGAGAAUUCAAGAUUGACGCUGUCAUUUGCGAUGUGCAGCCAUUAUUACCUUCUGGCGGAGAUUCUGACGCAUGGUCGACGCAGAAGUUCGAAUUUCAGCAAGCAAAAUCAAUCACGAAUCCCGGGGAAUACUUGGACGCGUGCUCGUUGGGGCGUUUUUUAUUGCUGUAUAAGAAACGAGUUUACGAUUUCCGAUCAGUUCAUGACUUCUUCCGCAAUGAAAUCUCAAUUGGAACGCGGAUUAACUGGCGGCCGUUCUUGGAGGCCGAAGAAGCUCAAGGGACCCUUUCGGCUCUCAAAAUUGCCGAAUUAGACAUAGAUGAUGAAACGGAGAAUUUUAGAAUCCCAUGCGAAAGUUCUCAAGAAAUCAAACUCGUUUCCGAUGGAACACAAACUUCAACUGAGCAUUUUCUGGCCAUAUCCAAGGCAGUAGAAACAUCCUUGUCCGCGAUGAAUAUUCAGGCUGCGAAGACAGGAUUGCUCGCUGGAGCAGGAGAAAAUUACGUGAGCUUGUCUACCAGGUCGGACUUCAGACCAGUUUCAAGAUCUUUAGCUGGACAAACUCAAGAAUCCUCAAGUUCUAUUCAGCAAGUAUCAAGUCGUCGUUUGCUUCUCAGUCUUCAUCUGAAGCCUCCGAUUGAGAAUGGAUGCAAGUUCCUGAUCCGUGAACUUUGUGACAGGUAUUGCGAAUGCACAAGACAAAAACGUCAUCAAACCAGAGCCAUGACACCAGUACCAUGGCCAAGAACCAAACCAAAAGACACAUCACGUACCUCAGUUAUCUAUUAUGUCACUCCCGACGAAACUCUGUCGCCACAAACGUCGCUAGAAACGAAGAUACCCUCAUCAGCUGAAGAUCAAGUUACUGUGAAAGACGAAACGACAAUUUCACUGAUGCCUGAAGCAGAAACUUGCAGCGACAGUGGCGUGAAAUCUGGUUCACACCUCUGUUGCCAAACACUGGAAACACACUCUGGUUCACACAUCUGUUGCCAAACUGGAACGGAUACGGAGUCCUUCAAAAUCCCCGCACAACCUCAGCGUAGUGACAGUGUAUCAGCGGCAUUUGGAUUCACAAGCGUCGCGGAUCACUUCACUGGAAGCACUCUGAGAUCACAGCCAAAAAUAGAGAAAAGAGUUUCGAUCAUAUCUCAACCAGAAAAAACUGGACCUGCACGGAAUAUACUGCGACCAACAGUCUCCGAUCCUUGCUUGGACAACAAUGCAACUAAUCUCUGGGCUGCGUUGGCUAGAGAAGCAGGAUCAGGACGGUCAACAUCUGAUUCUAUAUCUCGUCAUCAAAUGAACACGAAGGGAUACUCAACCGACUGUGAUAACUGCUCAAGGCAUCGGCAUUCUAGUGUACGUCAACGCGGAGCUCAAACGCGGUUUUGCAACUUGACUGAUGAAUGCAUGAAUGAUGUAUUCGGCCCCGAAAAGAAAUUCGAUGUGCAGAACAUUACUCAUAUUCCUAUGCCCGUGAUUGUUUCAACGGACAAAGAAGCUGCGAUUGCUCUCAGCCGAUUAAGCCAACAUUACGCAAAAUCACUGGAAUACUUCAUCAAUGAGAAAACCUUGCAGGAGGAUAAGGAGACUUCCACGCUCGAUUCUGCUAAGUCGCGUCCCAGCUUUUACACACCUCGCGACGAAAACCUGAAUUUUGAACAAGAAACAGUGGAGCCAAUCCAAGAUGAUACAUUCAUCGGAUUCGUCCUCUACUCAUUAUUUCUGUUCAUCGUCGCAGCUAUCAUAACAUUUCUCAUCUGGCAUAUCUUCGAAGAACAUGCUGACCGCACGGUGGUGGAAGAAGCAGUAGGGAAGGCAGCUGAACCCAUAGUGAAGACGAUUACUCGUAAAGUCAAAGCUCAACAUGAAACUUUGUAA
Notodromas monacha is the source of this 2052-nucleotide messenger RNA. The record is from the annotation of a GenBank genome assembly. Lineage: Eukaryota; Metazoa; Arthropoda; Ostracoda; Podocopida; Cyprididae.